UUAUCAGCUGAGUGAGGUUAUUUAAAAAGCCUCCAAAAUGAAUUUUGGUAAAAAUAUGUUUUAAUAAACUUUCCAAUGGUUUAUAUGACGUUUGAAUAUGGCUGUACCUUGUGAAAUGUUACUACAUCCCGAACUAUUAACCAACGAACAAUUAAUAUACGUACUUCACGAGCGACAUUUAAGGGUCCCGAACCUAGAAAAUAUGGCAAGAGAUGAAUUGUUACACAUUUUUCAUCAGUAUUGUGUGCCCCACGGUCAAAGAAGAUAUAGAGAUUCAGGAAGAGGAAAGGUGUUAAAUAAGGCACGACCCGUCAGUCCGCCGGCACCCCAGAAAGUAUCUCUAAAUACAGCCUUUAACGCAAGAAAAAUUGUGCACUCGGAUCACUUUGACAGAAUCAAACCACCCCCAGAUUUAUUAAGUGGGCAUAUGAAAAGGAUUAAAAUAGAAAAUAAGGAAAAGGAUGCUUAUUUAAAAAGGAAAAUGUCUAUAGACUCUGAUACACCUGCAACUGACAGUCCGCAACCAAAAAAAGACAGGAAACCUAUAACUUGGCCCUAAUUAGAUGCUUCUUGUAAUGGAAACAAAACAACAGCUAUAGAGGAUCAACCACACCUGCAAGCGUAGCCAACAUGCCAAUCGUUUACGCUUCUUUGCGAACAAAAUGCAACUGUCACUGUCACACUAAUAUGGAAGAAUGAUAGAGAGAGAUGACUAUACUACACUACAGAGUUUUAACUAUUGGCAUGUUGGCUAAGCACACUGAAGUGGAUGCAGUGACAUGUCGUGUGCAUUGCAUUUUUGACAAACAUGUCUGUUAAGCACAGAGGUGGCCAAUCCUUUACAUGAGUGUCACAAAUAUCUUAACACUCUGUUACUAUAAUCAGCUAUAAUCUUAUUUUGAAUUUAUCACACACAUGCCAACAUCCAAUGAUGUCAUAAGUGUGACCUUAUCAAUAUAAGGUAACAAAUUUUAAUCUCACUUGAAAGCAUAAUAAUUAUUAAUUUAACUUUGAUAUCAUAAUAGUUACGCAUUUUUGGUGCUUUGUGCACAACUUAUAACUUCUUCUUCCUCGCGUUAUCCCGGCAUUCUGCCACGGCUCAUGGGAGCCUGGGGUCCGCUUGACAACUAAUCCCAUGAUUUGACGUAGGCACUAGUUUUACGAAAGCGACUGCCAUCUGACCUUCCAACCCAGAGGGUAAACUAGGCCUUAUUGGGAUUAGUCCGGUUUCCUCACGAUGUUUUCCUUCACCGAAAAGCGACUGGCAAAUAUCAAAUGAUAUUUCGUACAUAAGUUCCGAAAAACUCAUUGGUACGAGCCGGGGUUUGAACCCGCGACCUCCAGAUUGCAAGUCGCACGCUCUUACCGCUAGGCCACCAGCGCUUUUUUUUUUUUGUGCACAACUUAUAACACACAAAAUAAUGUGAAGCAAUGUUUUACUAAACAAUUUUUUUUUUAAUAAUAAACAAUAAAAAAAAUGUUUAUUUUUGCAGCUUUAUAGUGUUAGUGAUAGGUUUUAUGUGUUUACCCGACUGCCCUGUGGCUGUGAAGGGUAUGUUCUUUCUUUGUAUAUUUUAGUUUUAAGUAGUACCUAUAAUGACGCUUGAAAAUUAUCAAUUUGGUGACUAAAAGUAGAAUGUAUUUGAAGCAA
Messenger RNA from Cydia fagiglandana, 1651 nucleotides. RefSeq names its product ashwin-like. NCBI's taxonomy places the organism in Eukaryota, Metazoa, Arthropoda, Insecta, Lepidoptera, Tortricidae. The record is from RefSeq and is a predicted model, not a curated record. The transcript has 3 exons. Gene Ontology annotation, cellular component: tRNA-splicing ligase complex. The coding region runs from base 98 to 559 and encodes 153 amino acids. Gene Ontology annotation, biological process: embryonic morphogenesis.